This is a messenger RNA of Leptonychotes weddellii (Weddell seal), 1041 nucleotides long. It is a transcript of the gene OR1Q1, whose product is annotated as olfactory receptor family 1 subfamily Q member 1. Gene Ontology annotation, biological process: G protein-coupled receptor signaling pathway. The record is from RefSeq and is a predicted model, not a curated record. NCBI's taxonomy places the organism in Eukaryota, Metazoa, Chordata, Mammalia, Carnivora, Phocidae. Gene Ontology annotation, cellular component: membrane. Gene Ontology annotation, molecular function: olfactory receptor activity; G protein-coupled receptor activity.
UGUUUAUUCUUAUGGCAACAGAUGGUCAAUACCAACUGGACCAGUGUAUCCCAUUUUGUUCUCUUGGGCAUUUCUACCCACCCAGAGCAGAUUCCACUCUUCCUUCUUUUUCUACUGAUGUAUGCAAUCAACAUUUCUGGGAACUUUGCCAUCAUCACACUGAUUAUCUAUACUCCACGCCUCCACACCUCCAUGUACAUCUUCCUCAGUAACUUGGCUUUGGCAGAUGUCUGCUUCACUUCUACCACAGUCCCCAAGAUGCUGCAGAACAUUUUCUCUCCUACAAAGGCUAUUUCCUACAUGGGAUGCUUAGCCCAGACUUAUUUCUUCAUUUGCUUUGCAGCCAUGGAAAACUUCCUUCUGGCUGUGAUGGCCUAUGACAGAUACAUCGCCAUCUGCUACCCUUUCCGCUACCCUAUGAUCCUGACCAGAACGUUGUGUUCACAGAUGGUGGCUCUGUGCCAUAUCCUCUCCCAUCUUCAUGCCCUGCUGCACACCUUUCUCAUGGGCCGAUUGAUCUUCUGUGCAGAUAACAAGAUCCCGCAUUUCUUCUGUGACCUCUACCCUCUGAUGAAGAUUUCCUGCUCCAGCCCCUACCUCAACACCCUGAUGAUUCACAGAGAGGGUGUUAUUGUCAUCAAUGGUGCUCUGGCCUUCAUCAUUACCUCCUGUGCCCACAUCAUCUCAGUGGUCCUCCAGAGCCCCUCAGCCAAGAGCAAGUGGAGAGCCUUUUCUACCUGUGGCUCCCACCUCACUGUGGUGGCUAUCUUCUAUGGCACACUCUCAUGGGUCUACUUCAGGCCCCUUACCAGCUAUUCAGUGACUGAGGGUCGCAUCCUGACAGUCAUGUACACGGUGGUAACCCCCAUGUUGAAUCCCUUCAUUUAUAGCCUGAGGAAUGGGGAUGUCAAGGGAGCCUGCAGAAAAUGGGUGAGCAGAAUAUGGACUUCUUUCUUUAGACAAAACCCCAAAACACAGUUCCUAGUUUUCCCAGUGAUUCUGGGGAAACAGUUUUGUCCCUUACACAUCUGUUUCCUUUAG